Hipposideros armiger (great roundleaf bat) is the source of this 989-nucleotide messenger RNA. RefSeq names its product SURF1 cytochrome c oxidase assembly factor (gene SURF1). The record is from RefSeq and is a predicted model, not a curated record. The transcript is spliced from 9 exons. The coding region runs from base 16 to 867 and encodes 283 amino acids. Gene Ontology annotation, biological process: mitochondrial respiratory chain complex IV assembly. NCBI's taxonomy places the organism in Eukaryota, Metazoa, Chordata, Mammalia, Chiroptera, Hipposideridae. Gene Ontology annotation, cellular component: membrane; mitochondrion.
GGUUUGGGGCGGAGCAUGGCGGCGCCCCGGAAGCAGUUGCCUCCAGACCCGGGAAUCGGCGGCGGGGUGAUGGCUGCAGCGGCGCGGUGGCUGGGGCGGCUGCUGCGCGCGGCGGGUGUCGGGCGGGCCCCGGCCGGCGCGGUCAGGAGGAGCGUCCUUGGGGUUCCCCCGCGCGCAGGAUUGGCCUGGAGGCCGAGCAGGUGCAGCAGUUCAGCAGCAGAAGCACCUGCCCCAAAAGCGGAAGACGACUCCUUUCUCCAGUGGUUCCUGCUUCUCAUUCCUGUGACUGCCUUUGGCCUGGGGACAUGGCAGGUCCAGCGUCGGAAGUGGAAACUGAAGCUGAUUGCGGAGCUGGAGUCUCGAGUUAUGGCCGAGCCUGUCCCUCUGCCAGCAGAGGCUGUGUACCUGAGGGACCCCCCGUUGAUAACCUCCUUCAAAACCCCUUCCCCACCUGAAGUGGCAUGCUUUCAUUAUUCUAGCAUCACCAUCCUGGUAAAUAGAGGGUUUGUCCCUAGGAAGAAAGUGAAUCCUGACACACGGCAGAAGGGCCAGAUUGAGGGAGAAGUGGACCUGGUGGGGAUGGUGAGGCUGACAGAAACCAGGAAGCCUUUUGUCCCUGAGAACAAUCCAGAAAGGAACCACUGGCAUUACCGGGACCUGGACGCCAUGGCCAAGCUCACAGGCGCAGACCCCAUUUUCAUUGAUGCGGACUUCAAGAGCACAGUCCCUGGAGGACCCAUUGGAGGGCAAACCAGAGUGACCCUGAGAAACGAGCACUUGCAGUACAUCAUCACCUGGUACGGACUCUGUGCAGCCACAUCAUACCUGUGGUUUAAGAAAUUUGUACGUCGGACUCCUGGUCUGUGACAAGAUUAGCCGAUUAACGGAGCGCUAUCCCAGGAAGUCAAUGAAUAAACAUUUCAAGAGAUUCGGUUUUGUUCUGGGUCAUGUACUAUUAUUGGUACAAAUAAAUAUCUACAUCUCAUGCA